AGACCCAAGUUGUUGUUAAAGUAUUUGCCUAUAGAACUCUGAGACCUCAUGACUAGUGGUCCACCUGGACCAAACUUCCAGAAAAUUAGUAGUAGGGAAAAGCCUGAAUGAGUAGGAGAGAAACUCAGGAGUGAGACUUGUUCAAUCCUGGCCUUUACUCACAUACCAACCCAAGUUUAAAGGGGGCUGAAAAGGGUCAGUGUGAGGGCCUUUUAUUGGCGAAGUAAUCACACCAGAAAAAGCUACCUUUUGACUAAUUCGUCUCACCAUUUUGCUUUUAAGCUGUUGUCUGAUGUGUUCAUCCUUAAAAUUUUUGGAGGGCCCUCCCCCCAGUUUUUUGAGAAUGAAGUAAGAGAAAGCUACUGUUGCUCCUACAUAAACACACCAAGUAAGAGUUUUUUCUGAGCCAUGUGCCUGUUUCCAAUACAAAGAACCACGUUAGAAAGUCUCAGAAGACUCACACUUGGGUAUGGAGGGCGCGGCCUUCAGUCAGCGGAACCUUAAAAGCCGGGCUGAGGCGGAAUGGAGUCCGGACGGAAAGCGAAUACAGAUCGGCGACCGGUUUAAGACUUCCGCCCUGCUUAGAAUUUGUCCCCGCCCCCACACCCUACAUCCGCCCAAGCUCUAGUUAUGCGCAUGCUCCAGGAAUUAUUUGCCGUCUCUAUGGCAACCCUGUAGCCGCUGUCUGAGGAUGGAGACCACCGAGUCCACGGAGGAAUCGCAGUCGCGAUCUUUAGAUGUACAGCCCAACUCCGAUGGACUAGGGUUCACUUCAGAACCGUUUACUUCUGACAGUGGCCCUAGAUCAGCUCUGAGAGCCGCAACUAGAGCAGCUGCCGCAGCUGCUGCAGCCUCUGCAACCACCACCACCGCCAAAGCAGCUGCAUUAGCUACAAAGACCCCAGCUGUCUACGCUGAGCCAAGCCUCCUCACGGCGCCCUCCUCUAACACACUUUUUGGGGAUCCCUGCACCAGACCCAGCCUUACCCACAGGAUAGGCCAUGGGAGACUUGGCUUUGAGCCUGUCUAUGUUUCCUGUCUUGCUCGGGAUCCCUGUACUACACAUGACAUUAGCUCCAGCUCUGGCCCUGGCCAUGGUUAUGGUCGAGACACCUGUUCUGAUUCUGGCUCUGGCCCUGGCCGUGGCUCUGGUCCUGACCAUGGUUAUGGUCAAGGCACCGGUUCUGAUUCUGGCUCUGGCCCUGGCUGUGGCUCUGGUCCUGGCCAUGGUUAUGGUCGAGGCACUGGUCCUGAUUCUGCCUCUGGUCCUGACCAUGGUUUUGGUCAAGGCACUGGCUCUGAUUCUGGCCCUGGACCUGUCCCUGACUCUAGGCCUAGUCCAGGCUGUGAACAUGACCCUGAGCUCAGCCCCUAUGCUCUUUCAUGCUGCAGAAACUCCAGGACAGAUAUGAUUCCUAAUUGUGUCUCUUGGAGUCACUACAGUCACUGGGAACCUCAAAAACAACCACCCUGGAAAUUUUUACAAGUCUCAGAACCUGGUGCCCGGGGGCUAUGGAAGCCCCACAAGGUUGAGGGGAAGUGUAAGAUUCUCAGUGAAACAUUGCCACGUGGCCAGUGCCUUCUCUACAACUGGGAGGAAGAGAGAGCCACCAACCACCUGGAUCAAGUUCCAAGCAUGCAAGAUGGCUCUGAGAGUUUCUUCUUCCGCCAUGGACACCGGGGACUGCUGACCAUGCACCUACAGUCACCCAUGUCUUUUAGCACCAUCCAGAAAGAUUCAUACCAGCCCCCAGGAAAGCAUUAUCAGCCAGUUCGAGGUGUGAAGCAUGAGAGAAUGGGCCAGAAUGAAUCCAUUAGUCAGACAAAAAAGAGAAGAAAGAAUUUUUGGUGGGACUAUGGAUUGUCUGAUGGGUAUAAGGGCAAACCCUCACAAUUUUCCUUCCUUUUCUCAAGUUUGUUUCUUCUGGGCCUGCUUCUUAACCAGACUCCUCCAUUCUCCACUCUCUGCCCUCCCACAGGGAAGCGUGAAGCCAUGCUGGAGAUGCUCCUGCACCACCAGAUCUGUAAAGAGGUGCGGUCAGAGCAGGAACCCACAAGGAAUCACUUUGAGGUUGAGUCUGUGACACACCAUGACUACCGAAAGGAGCUGGUGCAAGCAGGACCUCCUGCCCCAACAAAGCCUCAUGACUACUGUCAGGAGCAGCCUGAAACCUUCUGGAUACAGAGGGCACCACAGCUACCGGGUGUCAGUAACAUCAAGACACUGGAUACACCAUUCCGGAAAAACUGCAGCUUCUCAACACCAGUGCCUUUGUCUCUGGGGCAGCCUUUGUCCUAUGAACCUGAGACUCAUUCCCCACAAUUAGGAGAAAUCUCUUCCCUUGCCUGUCAAGGUGGUGGAGGGGGUAGAUUUAAUCCUGUCUAAGCAUUGAGGAGGGAAGUGGAAUGUGAAAUAUGGGAUCUAUUUCUAUCUAUACUGGAGAGGUGGGGAGGAAGUGAAUUCUGUAUGUAUUUGAAGAAAUGUCCUUACAUAAAGGGUUCUUUCUCAUCCUGA
Manis pentadactyla (Chinese pangolin) is the source of this 2515-nucleotide messenger RNA. It is a transcript of the gene SPAG8, whose product is annotated as sperm associated antigen 8. Gene Ontology annotation, biological process: positive regulation of transcription by RNA polymerase II. Gene Ontology annotation, molecular function: microtubule binding. Gene Ontology annotation, cellular component: nucleus; cytoplasm. The transcript is spliced from 6 exons. Lineage: Eukaryota; Metazoa; Chordata; Mammalia; Pholidota; Manidae. Bases 692 to 2386 code for a protein of 564 amino acids. The record is from RefSeq and is a predicted model, not a curated record.